This is a messenger RNA of Babjeviella inositovora NRRL Y-12698, 1914 nucleotides long. RefSeq lists its product as uncharacterized. The coding region runs from base 1 to 1914 and encodes 637 amino acids. NCBI's taxonomy places the organism in Eukaryota, Fungi, Ascomycota, Pichiomycetes, Serinales. The transcript has a single exon. The record is from RefSeq and is a predicted model, not a curated record.
AUGGACCCGAAUAUCGAUCCGAGUAUGGACCCAUCAUCCGGGCUCUUUAGCAAGUUCACGGUGUCGCCGCGUGACCACGACGACUCCGGACUCGUGCAGCAGCAGUACCACAACACCGCGCUCACCGCUAUCAACAACACAAUGUUCCGACUUAACGAGUACAAUGAAAUGGCCAAGGCUUCAUCCAUGGGCAUGAUCAAUUACGGCGCGUUUGACACGCUUUCACCGCAGCAGGAGCUCCACCCCUCGCACCUUGCACAGGCGGUGAUCGACUCGGGCAUUCUUCCGCGCGAUGCUCUCGCGCUCGCGCCCGCGCCUCGCGUCGCACACCCCUCCGACGGGAUGAACUUUGUGGUGGUAGACCCGAGCUCCAAGACUGCAAACAAGCGACUCGGAAGACCGAGAAAAAAUAACACGGUUAAUAUCGCACCGCCGGAAAUGUCGUCGCAGCUGAACUACAACGACUCUGUGAUCUCCAAAUUUCGGUUCGACUCGCUCCCGGUCGCCGGCCCGGGGUCACGCGGUGGCAAGAUGCGCGCGCGCGGCGGUCGUGCAACAAGCCACACCGCGCGCUCUCGCAAAACAACCACACCGUUGAGUUCUGGCGGCGGGUUCAAGCUCGUUAUCGAGGAGCCCAUUAUCCGCGCGGACGAAUUGUUGCUUCAGGCAAAACACAUGCGCGCGCCCAGACCCGCGCAGACGGUGAUUGUGUUGGAGGACUACGAGUCGUUGACCGCGAAAGGACGUAGCACCGCGCGUGACGACGUCGUGGGGCGUGGACAGACGCGCACGAUCAAACUGAAGGCGAAGGAAGCCCCCGAGCCCAAAACUAAGGGCAGAGCCAAGGAACCCAAGCGGGAGAUUAGCGCUUAUUACGAUUUACAGGAGAGCCACAGAUCUCUUUUGGCAUUGGGCUUCAGGGUCGUUCCAGCCCCGCACGCAGCGACUAUCCUCGAGAUUUUGGCGCUUUCCCCGGGGCUUUCGCCGCAAGACUUUGAGGAGGGAUUGGGGCUUUCCCAAGAGACGCUAAGACGUGAUAACGUGCGUGUUCGCGAGGCUCCGCGUAGUAAGAUUCCCGCGCGACAGCUUGUGCACGCGGAAGCCAGUAUGACGUCGCUUUUUCACAGGCUCCUCACACUGGCGUUAGGAAAAGAUGUGGUUGGUGCGAGUCAAUCACAGGCUUUGGAAGAGCUAAAGCAAAUGUCUAUUGAGUGGAAAGAGGAUAAUGAACUCAAUCCGUAUGGCAACCCUGAAUUUUCCACCAGAGGCUUGGAUGCACUCGAGCCGGAGGAAAAGUUGGGUGUAUUAAGAGUUCUAACCAGAAUGGAAGCCUCUAAAAACUUGGUGGGGGGUACACAAUCUAGUAAGGGGUCUAUCGAAGACUUUUUUGUGGGGGAAGGCGGGGCUUUUGGCCGGUUUUACAUGUGUCCAAUAGCCAGAUCUGCCACGGAUUUGCCUGCGUGGAGUGUGAGGCCGCGUUUCAAGUUGUACGUCCAGGAUGUUUUGCAAACGCUUUCGAGCGUCUGGGGUGAAACGGUGUCGAAGGAUCUACAUGAUCUUGUGAACAAUAAAGAGCCGAAGAAGAGCGACAAGGCCCCUGUGUUCUUUGACACGGUGGAUGAGUUUCUCACAGAUGGUGAGGACGAGGUAUCGGAAGCCCAUACGCAGGUGACGGACGGUGCUGUAUGGUACGAAGUGGCCGCCAAUAUCACAGAAAUAAAGGAGUUUGUGAGGGUUUUGGGGCUCAAGCUUGAUCCGUCUGAAACGGAAAAGAUGUUGAAGGAUGCGGCGGGAUACAAGCAAUUGCUUGGUUUACACAGCAGUCUUUGCCGCGUAGUAGAACUUUUGACAAAGCAGGAAACUCCUUUUUCGCCUAGGCGGUCUGCUAGGAAGAGGGGGGCGGAAGAGGAGUAA